Molecule: messenger RNA, 468 nt
Organism: Macadamia integrifolia
Lineage: Eukaryota; Viridiplantae; Streptophyta; Magnoliopsida; Proteales; Proteaceae
Exons: 2
Coding region: 1-468 (155 amino acids)
Source: RefSeq, a predicted model, not a curated record
AUGGCUCCUUACAUUUUUAUUCUCUGUGCUCAAGCCCUCAAUUCCAUCCUUGUAAAUGCUGAAAGUCUUGGUGAUAUUCAUGGUAUUCGGGUUAAAUGCCGUGCUUCGCCUCUCAUGCAUCUUCUAUAUGCAGAUGAUUGCCUUUUGUUCUCCAAGGUUGACAUUGUCGAGCUUUCAAACCUUAAGCAGUGUUUGGAUCUCUAUUACAAGGCAAGUGGGCAAGCCAUCAACCUCUCAAAGUCUUCCAUCACUUUCAGCCCAAAUAUACAUCCUCACAUCCAUAGAUAUCAUCGACCUGGUAUUGGCUUUGCUGCUCGCAACUCUUUGGGGGAUUUUCUGGUUGCUUUUGCUGAACAAAUUGCUUUUACAUCUCCUUUGAUCACUGAAUCCAUUGCCCUUCGUUUGACUGUGCGUAGGGCUACCGCGGAAGGCUGGUCCUCUGUUAUCUUUGAGAGCGAUUCCCAGUAG